ACCUUUGCUGAGCGCUCUAACAGUUUGUGAGUCACUUGAACUAUGCGUAGUGCUUGAAUUGUCACCAUAUAAAGGAAAAUUCAAUGCAACGUAAAUAGCAUGUGAACAAGUUCAGCGACAACUCUGUGGCGGUUUUUGUGUAAUAAUGGACUAGUUUUAAAUUUAAAUAAAUGGCAGCAACGUACAAACGUGAAAGAAUUGUGAAAACAUAACUAUAAACAUAACCUUGGAAUACAAACAAGUUUAUAGAAUUUUUUGAGACCAAACAUUUUUUGUAAAAUAUUACAAUGGAGAAGAAAAGAGGAAACUAUAAUAAACAUGGAAACAGACCCCAAAAACAGCCACAAGAAAUUGAUGAAACCAACCCAAUAAUGAAAAUGUUCAAAGACUUCUCUAUACAACUGGAUGAAAAACAUGACAGAUAUGAAAGAAUUGUGAAACUCUCCAGAGACAUCACAAUUGAGAGCAAAAGAAUCAUCUUCCUGCUACACAAUCAAGAUACAGACAUAGAAAGUAAAAGAGCUGGCAUUCUGCAAGAAGCUGACAAAAGAUUAAAGCAAUUAAUUGAUGGGCAAUUCAAGUCUAUUGCAAAUGAAUUGAAGGGUCAAGACCAUUAUCAAUUCUUAAGGGCUUACACUGCUGGUGUACAGGAGUUUAUUGAAGCAAUGCUCUUCUAUCAAUACAUCAAAGAUGACACUAUUGAUCAAUGGCAUGUCAUAAAUGAUAAGUUUACUUACAAGUCUGAAGAAGGUGAUGAUUACUCAUUCUUGUUCCCACAAAUGGAGUUUAUCUUGGGGCUGGCUGAUUUUACUGGGGAAUUGAUGAGAAAGUGCAUAAACAGUAUUGGUUCUGGACAAGUAGAGACCUGUUUCAAGAUCUGUGGAUUUGUCAAGUUUAUCUUGAGUGGUUUCAUGGGCUCAAAUAAUACUGGGCAUAAGGAAGUGGGUAGGAAGUUGUACACAUUGAAGCAGAGCCUUACCAAGAUGGAGAUGGUUUGUUACAACAUUAGAGUAAGGGGUAGUGAGGUGCCUAAACAUAUGUUGGGAAUUGUUUCAAGCCGACAUAAUUUGGAAGAUAUUCGCGAUGAAGACGAGGGAUAUUAUUAAAUUAUAUUGACAUGCAUUAUUAUACAAUUAAUUGUUUGUGAAAUUACAUGUAUAACUGUAUAA
Dalotia coriaria is the source of this 1169-nucleotide messenger RNA. It is a transcript of the gene Trax, whose product is annotated as Translin associated factor X. NCBI's taxonomy places the organism in Eukaryota, Metazoa, Arthropoda, Insecta, Coleoptera, Staphylinidae. The coding region runs from base 288 to 1106 and encodes 272 amino acids. Gene Ontology annotation, cellular component: cytoplasm; nucleus. The transcript is spliced from 4 exons. Gene Ontology annotation, molecular function: RNA binding; sequence-specific DNA binding; RNA endonuclease activity. The record is from RefSeq and is a predicted model, not a curated record.